Molecule: messenger RNA, 1133 nt
Organism: Penicillium salamii
Lineage: Eukaryota; Fungi; Ascomycota; Eurotiomycetes; Eurotiales; Aspergillaceae
Source: the annotation of a GenBank genome assembly
AUGGGCAAGUCAAACCUUGAGCUCGUCGUCGAAUGCGAUAACUUCCCUUACUACGAGGAUGACCGCGCUGCAUACACGGAGAACCUCAACAACUACCAUGCCUUCAAAGUAUCUGGAUACAGCGCUACUCUUGGAUAUAUCCUGAAUGCCGUGGUGGAGAAGUUCCCCUGGCCAAAAAACAGCUGGAACAUCGACUCCGAUUCCCGCACUGUGACACUAGUAACACCCCCGAAUGCCGACCCCGCACUCCGAAGCAGCCUCGUAGCGGAGGCCAUCAACGAAGCAGUCAAGCAAGACAAAUUCGAGAUCUUGAGGGGAUGGCGCAACGAGAAAUACCCUGUCUACGGGCCGGGUGGUGAAUUCCUCCUCGACAUGGAACGUUGCGCCUCCCCGCUAUUCGGCAUCGUUUCCUACGGCGCCCAUAUGACAGGCUACACGCGCGACGAAUCCGGAUACAAGAUUUGGGUUCCACGCCGCUCAAAGACCAAGCAGACUUACCCCGGUCUCCUCGACAACACUGUCGCAGGCGGCAUGUGCACCGAUGAAAUCCCAUUCGAGUGCAUUGUCCGCGAAGCAAUGGAAGAAGCCUCCCUACCUGAGGACAAGGUCCGCGCAACAAUUGCUGCCCGGGGAUGCGUAACAUACUCGCAUGUGCGUGACGCACGGGCCGGCGGCGAGACAGGUCUAAUUCAGCCCGAGGUCGAGUAUGUUUAUGACCUUGAGCUGGAUGCAGAGACGAUCCCUAAGCCUUGUGACGGUGAAGUCGAAGAGUUCAAGUUGUUGUCUAUUCCCGAGAUUCGGGAGGCCCUCGCGAAUGGCGAGUUCAAGCCCAAUUGCGCUACUAUCAUGAUUGAUUUCUUUAUUCGACAUGGCAUUUUGACUGCGGAGAAUGAGCCGGAUUUCUUGUCUAUUAUUGCGGGUUUGCAUCGCCGAUUGGAAUACCCCACUGCCUCGCACUCUUUUAAGCGAUUUGAGAUGGCGGCGAUCAGGCCAACGGCUUCCAGACUGGAGUGGAUCUUGAGAGAGAUCUUUUUGCAUGGAAAUACAGGUUCUUUGAACGCAUGUGACUCGGCCAGAGCUUCAGUCGUGACGAGUGUAGUACCCUCGUCUUCCUGAACGACCAGCUGCGGCUG